Messenger RNA from Cucurbitaria berberidis CBS 394.84, 1518 nucleotides. RefSeq names its product glycoside hydrolase family 16 protein. Gene Ontology annotation, biological process: fungal-type cell wall organization; carbohydrate metabolic process. The record is from RefSeq and is a predicted model, not a curated record. NCBI's taxonomy places the organism in Eukaryota, Fungi, Ascomycota, Dothideomycetes, Pleosporales, Cucurbitariaceae. The coding region runs from base 205 to 1332 and encodes 375 amino acids. Gene Ontology annotation, molecular function: hydrolase activity, hydrolyzing O-glycosyl compounds; glycosyltransferase activity. The transcript is spliced from 3 exons. Gene Ontology annotation, cellular component: fungal-type cell wall.
CGUCGAGUCUCAAAACGCCGUCUUGAACGCUCCCUUGGGCAGUUUUCCCCUCUUUCCGUUUCCUCCCUGCGGAAGUCCACUCAUUCACCUCCCAACUAUCCCAGUCAUUACUUGUUCACCUUGACUAACUGCGCGUCUGGUCUACGUGCUACAACACUCCUUUCAAGUUCAUUUAUUACAUAGACAGCAACUACGAUAUUUGCGAUGAAGUCGUUCGCACCAUCCGCGCUCGCGCUUCUCGCGGCCGCGCUCCUCCCCACGGCCUUUGCACAAACGCACACGAAUUGCAAUCCGCUAAAAGAGGGCGGCACCAAGUGCCCGUCAAUGCAGGCGCUUGGGGGAAAUGCGACAUUCAACUUCAAUAAGACGGGCAUACCGACCGGCGACAAGAUCUGGACGAAGCAGAACCAGGGCAAAAUCGACUGGAACGAAAAGGGCGCCACCUUCACCGUCGAGCGCUCCGGCGACUCGCCAACGGUCCAGUCCAAAUUCUACAUGCUCUUCGGGCGCUUUGAAGUCAUCAUGCGUGCCGCGUCGGGUAGGGGCAUUGUUUCUAGUGCUAUUCUGCAGUCAGAGGCUCUCGACGAAGUGGAUUGGGAAUUCCUCGGUUCAAACAACACGCACGUUAUGACAAAUUUUUAUGGAAAAGGAAAUACCACUUCGUCUGAUCGCGGCAAGGAAUACAAGAUGGACAAGGGACCUCAGGACGAGUUCCACAACUACACGAUUGACUGGACCAAGGAGCGCAUUGAGUGGUGGCUCGAUGGCAAGAAGCUGCGUGAGUUGCUGCCUGCGCAGGCUCUUGGGGGCAAAAACUAUCCCCAAACUCCAAUGAAUGUGAGGAUGGGCAUUUGGGCAGGCGGCGAUACGAAGAACAACAAGCCUGGCGUUGUGGAGUGGGCAGGCGGCGAGACGAACUUCGACGAGGGACCGUUUGUCAUGACUGUUGCGUCAAUAUACGCCAAGGACUACACCAGUGCUGCCGAGUACUCGUGGGCAGACAUGGACGCUUCUGGCUCAUGGGAGAAGGUCAAGGUGAUCACCGGUAAAUCUAAAAUCCUACAAGAACUCGAGUCACCCUCAGGCGUGCACAACAGAUGGCAAGCCCUUCCCCAGGGUGCCAAAAUCGGCAUCAUUGCAGCUGCUUUAAGCGUCCUCACUGUUAUCAUUUGCUUGAUCAUGUUCUGCUGCGUCAAGCAGCGCCGCGCUGGCCGUAAGGAACACGAAGCCCUCUUGGCUGAGGAGCACAAGGAGGCGGCCGAGCUGCAGGAGUAUAAGAAGCAGAUGCAGGCUGGGAAGUUUGGCUUUGGGUCAUCGGGGAACCGCGUGUAGAGGAUGAUUGAGCAAUGGAGCGGGUUGGAUGCGGGCUCUCAGCUAUCUUCUAUCAUGUCUUUGUUACGAUUGAUUUCUUGCUUCAUAUACCCUUGUUGCUAUAGUCCACCAAAACUAUAGCCGAGUACCUAGUUGUCUAAUAGAAGCUGGCUUGAUGUCAUGCUCAGUAUUCUCAUAUGAGGUUGC